This is a messenger RNA of Stomoxys calcitrans (stable fly), 8373 nucleotides long. RefSeq names its product chondroadherin-like protein. Gene Ontology annotation, cellular component: plasma membrane. The transcript has 8 exons. Gene Ontology annotation, molecular function: protein binding. The coding region runs from base 764 to 2305 and encodes 513 amino acids. NCBI's taxonomy places the organism in Eukaryota, Metazoa, Arthropoda, Insecta, Diptera, Muscidae. The record is from RefSeq and is a predicted model, not a curated record.
UGUACGCGCGUGUUGUAAUUUCGAACUGCAGGCAAAAGAGCAAAAAAAGGACAACUGAAGGAAUUCGCUUUUUUUACAAAAGAAAUAAAUCCUUUUUAACAUAAGGGACCCAUUGCUCGGGACAGAAUAGAGGACAAAUAAAUAAAAUUAAAAAAAAGUUAAUUUGAUUUUCUAAAUCAAAAACCUCAAGCAGCCACUGGUGGAUAAAAAUUUACAGAAAAUAAAUUCUAGUGAUUUUGAAAAAAAAAAUUAUUAUAAAAAGUUUCGCUAAUAGUUUUUGUUAUUGCAAAGAAAAUUCUCAAGAAUCGAAUUAAACAUAAAAUGAAGUCUAAGUAGCAGUGAAUGUGAAAAAUUAUAUAAAACAGUGUAGACGACAUCGUGUCCUCUAUGUAUCUAUGAUUAUAAAUCUCCCUCCUCGAGAAGUAAAACAAACAACGAAAUCAUCUACUCAUCAUUAAAAUAAAACAACUCAGUCAGCUAGUCAGUCAGUCGAUAGAAAAAAAAAAAUACACAGGUCAGUCAGCCAACGGCCAUUUAACAUAAUUGAAAAUAGACGAACGUUUUUGAAUUAAAUAAAUCCCAAAGAGAGAAACAUUCCAGAGAGGAGAUCCCAAGCCCCAUAAGAGCUGAGCAGAAUAUAGAAAUAAAGGUGGAUUGGAUUAGAGAUUAGUCGAAGAAGCGGAAGAGGGUGUGCACAAAGCGAGAGUGGAACAAUUUCAAAUUUCCACCAUAUCAACGUAAAUACCCGGCACUCAUCAUCAUCAUGGGUUUAGUUGACAAAAUGCCCUCAGAAAGUUUAACACGUACGCUACGAUCAUCUUCGGUCUCGUCUAUUGCAAGAGCCGCUGCUUUAAUUCUGUUGACAUCGUCAACACUGCUAUUUUGGCAACCAGUGGCUGCUCAGAGUAAUGCUGCACAGCAGCAAGUCUGUCCCGAGCAAAGUGAAAUAUCUCCCUGUGUGUGUACCGUGAAGAAGAAUGGCCUGGACAUUUUGUGCGAGACUACGGAUCUUAGUCACAUUACCAAAUCGAUGAGCACACUUAAGGGCAAAAGUCCCAUUAUUUUCUAUUUGAAGUUGCGCCAUAAUAAUUUGCCCAAGCUACAGGGUUUCCUAUUUUUGGCUUUGGACAUACGUCAUUUGACAAUUCACAAUAGCAGUUUGGCGGCCAUCGAGGAGAAUUCUCUCAGCUCUUUGGGUAAGGGUCUCACUCAACUGGAUGUUUCUCUGAAUCAAAUGAAAUCGGUACCAUCCACGGCUCUCAAGCAUCUCUAUCAUUUAUUGAUUUUGAAUUUGAAUCACAAUAAAAUCACUGUGGUUCACAAUAAUGCCUUUGAGGGUUUGGAUACUUUGGAAAUUCUUACGCUAUAUGAGAAUAAGAUAAACAAUGUGGAACCGGAAGCAUUCCGAGGCUUAGAAAAACGCCUUAAACGUUUAAAUUUGGGUGGCAAUGAGUUAACCAUAAUUCCCCAGCAGGCCUUGUCUAUUUUGGAUAAUUUGAAGAAAUUGGAAGUUCAAGAGAAUAAAAUCCGAAUUAUACGAGAAGGCGAUUUUGCAGGUCUUGAGAAUUUGGAUUCUUUGAUCUUGGCCCAUAACAUGAUUACUGAGGUUCCCGCCAAUGUAUUUUCUCAUUUGAAACUUCUCAACUCCUUGGAACUGGAGGGCAAUAAAAUUGUUACUAUUGACAAGGAUGCCUUUAAGGAUCUGGAAGAAAAUCUCCAAUAUCUUCGUUUGGGCGACAACAAUUUGCAGGCCAUACCCAGUGAGGCCUUGCGUCCUUUGCAUCGUUUACGUCACUUGGAUUUAAGAAAUAACAAUAUCAGCGUUAUAAGUGAUGAUGCCUUUAGCGGUUAUGGUGAUUCAUUGACCUUCCUUAAUCUUCAGAAAAAUGAUAUCAAGGUAUUACCUAGCAUGAUAUUUGAAAAUUUAAAUUCCCUGGAAACAUUAAAUAUUCAAAAUAAUAAACUAACCCGUUUGCCACAAGACAUAAUGGAGCACAUUAUCGAUACACUGAGAAUAAUUGAUAUCACAGAUAAUCCACUGACCUGCUCUUGCGAGCUAACAUGGUUCCCCAAACUGCUGCAGGAUCUCAAGAACAAGGACGAUGAAAUGGCCCAGAAAAAGAAACCGGUCUGCCAUAUGCCCGUCGAGAAUCGAGAGUAUUAUGUGCAGGCCAUGCCACUGGAGAAAAUGCACUGUGCCGGUCUGUCGGCGAGUGAAGCAAGUGAUUUACUGGACACAAAUGGUGUGUUGUUAUGGCGUUUACUGCCAGUAAAUAUGCUUGUGACGUUUUUGUGUACUUUUUAAAGGAAUCAUGUGGUGGAAGUGGUAAACAGACACUAAUCCAACUAUCACACCAAUAUGAACUCUAUGAGAAACACCAAACCAAACAAACAAAAAAAAAAAAGAAAAACAAACAAAAUUAAGCAAAACAAAAGAAAAUGUUGCAACAUUUUCCGUUCAACCGACAUCUACCAAUAGAACAACAACAACAACAAACAGCAACAAACAACUUGACUCAAAGAAAAUGAAAAAUAAUACAUAUCAAUAAUAGACUAAAAAUCUAAAGGAAGACAUUUUACAAAACCAAAGACAAGGCAAAACAAUUGUCAUAGAUAUAGAUAAGGAGCAUUGCUAUUGCUGUUCUCAACAAAAAAUAUGGAAGAUAUUCAUUUAUUUUAUUUUUUUUACUUCUUUUUUAAUUUUAUUAGUAUGUAGACAAAAUCUAUUUGUUUCCUUUUUGAUAAAUCUCUAUUACUAAUAUAGACAUUUAUGUGUAAGACAUCUCUUUGUGAAAUCACUUUAAAAAACAAAACAAAAAUUAUAAAUGUGCAAUUUAAUGUAACAUCUCUGUAAGGCUAAGUUAAUGUUUAAGUUUAAACUAUUUAUGGUAUAUAUAUACCAUAUACAUAUACACGCUAUAUACAUACAUACAUAUAUACAUGCUAGUUUGUAUGUAUAACAAUCAAGUAACUCCUAGGGAUAAAUGGUUGCAAAUUUUUGAAAAUAUUAACGUACCGAAUCACUUACUUUACACCGAUAACCCUAAAUUCAAAGAAAACCUUACUUUAAAGAAACUCUAUAUAUAUAUCGAAAGGCAUAUCAUUAGAUGUUAGGCAGAAGAAAACAACAUUAGCAACAUUAACUCGCAGUUAAGGGAUUCCGCAAAUGCUCACAGAAAAUACCCUGGUGAAAAAGAAUCCUUUUGAAAAUCUUAUCGAAAACAUAUCACUAAACUUAAGGUGGGAAAACCAACAAAAAUAACAUAAAAGGUUAUGUAUUGUGCAAGAUUAAUUAUUCAAGCUGGAUAUUGAAAUGUUGUACACAAAACUUAAUUAAAAUAAAUUUAAUGAAAAAUGACAACCAUGUCAACCAAAUAAAUUCCCUUCCCAUAGAAAUUAUUUACAAGCAUAUGCAUACAUUAUGUGCACCAAAAUAUUGUAAAAAAGAGGCAGUAACAAAACAGGACAAUUUUUGCGAUUUUCGGUAUCAAUUCAUAUACCAUUUUAAACUUUAAAGGGUUUCCAUUCCAAACUUCAUACAAAAUUGAUCUAUUUAACUAACCAUAAUAUUUCGGGGUCCUAUUAGUUGUCUUAGAAUGUGAUAUAAUGUGAAACAGAAGAUAUUUUGGAUUUUAUAUAUCAAUUCAUAUGCAAUCAUACAAUAUCAAUUCAUACACAAUUUAAUCCCCGAGACUAAAACGCUGGAGAGAAUUUUUAAAACAACCCAAACUCCAUACAAUUAUUGAUUGAAUAUAGCAAAAUCAUUAAGAAAAAAAACAGAAUAACUGUAACUUUUAUUUUUUUCGGAUAAAUGUUUUAUUUCAAGGAUAAUAGAAAGCACUCAAGGUGUACGCAAUUUUGAAGAGGACAUUUAACAAAGAUAGACGUAUAUUUUUAAUAUCGGAUAUCAAUUCAUGUUCUAUUAAAAAUCGUUGAAGAUCUUGUAUGCUAGUCUGUAUUAGGGGAUUGUAAUUCAAAUUUAAACAAAUUAAUAUUCAACGAAUUGAUAUAAUAUACAGUGGCACAGGAAAGUCUUCAUACCCAACCGAAAAAACAUGUUGUAAGAAAGGAAUUUUUCGAACGAAAAAGUUUUCUUGCCAAAUAUCGGUCGUUGCUAAAAUUUUUCGCCAUGGUUCCCAGUAUUAUAAAAAGUCAUUUAACAAUCUCUUCUUUGGGUGUUGCAUUCGCUUGGUCAUUAAGCUCGAGUUGAGGUAUCUGUGCCACUGUAUGUGUGAACAUUUGAAUUUAGCAUAUUUCAAGCUUAGGUAGAAGCAAUAGUGCCAAUGUAUAUAUGCAAGAGUUUAACAAUAAUUAAAUCAUAUUGAAGAAAGCGAAAAGAAAAUUUUAUUUUUUGAUUAUUCUAUGAAACGAAUUGCUAAUCAAUAUUUGAAUCAUAACUUCUUUGGAUUAUAAUGCCCAAUUUCGAAAAUAUGUUGCUUAUUUAAGUGUGCGGUAGUAAAUUGAAAUAAUAAGCCUAUAACAUAAAUGGAUCUUAACAAACCCAAAAUACCGAACUGUUAUUCAAUAUUAAACGAAUUUAUAUUCAACAUUGGACAUCAGAAUUUCUUUCUCCUAUUUAAAAAUUUCAUUGUUAUUUCAUGUGUACAAGAGUAAAUUGAAAUCAAAUUAAAAAUUGUAAUGAAUUUAAAUAUAUAAAUCAUACCAAACUCUAAAUGAUAGGACAAUUUUAGAGUAUUGUCCAGUCAAAAAUUAAACAAAAGUUUUUCUUUGUUUUCUAUCAUUCAUUAAAGAUUAGAAAAAAAUAGAAUGUUUCAAAUGAAAUUCUGAUUAAUUAAAUUGAAAUUCAAAAAAUAUUAAAAAUAUUUCAAAUGAACCUCAGAAUUUUUCAAUUGAAAUUUAGAAUAUUUGUGUAUUUCAGAACAAUUUUCCUUGAAUUUUAUGAUAUUUUAUAAAUGUUUUGGUCAUGCGAUCUGCAUUUAUUUAUUUUCUGAGAUUACAGAGAUCAUAACAAAUUAAUCUAUGCACCAAAAUAAGAAGAACAAUUAAAAAAAAUAAUAAUAAUUUAAAAAUAUACGAACAAUACAAUUUUGACAUAAGAAAGAAGAAAACGCCUAACGUCCAACACAGAUAUAUUGCAGGGAUAUGGCUUCUCCCUGAAUCAUAACAUCUUUAAAUUAUUACAUAGUUUAGGGAAUUUUUUUCUGAAUUUUAAUUAAAAUAUUCUGAAUUUCAAUUAAAAUACUCUGAAUUUUAAUUAAAUGUUCUGAAUGGAAAACAUAUUAAUUUCAAAUGGAAUAUCUGAACUUCAAUUGAAAUACCCUGAAUUUCAAAUGGAACAUUCUGAAUUUAAUAUAUCAGAAUUUCAAAUGAAAUUUCUGAAUAACAAAUGAAUUUCUAAAUUUAAAAUGAAUAACAAAUGGAAUUCCUGAAUUUCAACCCGAAUAUUCUAAAUUACACUUGAAAAUGGCGUAGAUUAAAUUUAAAUGAAUAUUGUAAACAAUAGAAGAAAUAGUUGUCAUAUAUAAGAAACAAUUUGGGAUAACAUUUAAAUCCUAGCGCUUUUGAUUUCACUUCAAACAUAAAUAAACAAUGUAUGAGAGCAAAAUCAUCAGGAAAUUAUAGGCAAUCGAAAUCAUAAAACCCCAACAAUUUUAAAGUAGUAUGGAAGGAUGUUCCUUGUCAUCAGGAAAAAUCCUGGGAGGGAAUUUUAUCCCUGAAUGGACUUUAGGCUCAUCAUAUAGUGAUUACUUGAGUGCACGGGCACAAUGGUAUUUCAGGAAACGAGUAGGCGAACCAAGGUCUCGUCCACGACGAACAAGCCACUCACAGGACUGGCAAUCAUGCCAUUUGUUGAGUUACUGAACAUAAUAUAGGAGAUGGCGAGGUGGUAAUCUAUACAUAUAUGCCGAACUACCAGGAACUCCGGUCUACCAUCGACUAAUGGAUUUGUUUUCUCGAGGAUGAGACAAUCGAGCACUUCUUUUGUUCAUUUCCGAGUCUGCAGAGGCAAAGGCUUAUCAUCUGGGGUUAUUGGCAGCCGGUUAUACGUACCGUAUAGGCUCAAUUGAGUCCUUCAUCAGCAAUGGCUACCUACUCAGUGUACAACAUACUGCUACAACAACAACAACUGCAGAAGCUGUCUUGGUACUGAUGAAACAAUAAGUGUUCGAUUGUUUUUUCAUGUCCGAGCCUACAAAGGCAUAUGCUUAUCAUCUGGGGAGGCAUAUUUUCCGAAUAAGAAAUCUUGCAGACAUAUCUUCAGGUGUUUUUCCAAGAUACAAAACCAAGAUAAGAAGGUUUCGGCAAGGAAGAGACGAGGUCUUACAUACGCGAUCAUGUGUGAGUAGAGGCGCAGAACCACUGCCGGGUACACACCAAGUAGGCACUUAGGUGGACAUUAAACGUUACUCCUCCGGAGAUUAACAUACAUUUCGAUGUGACGGAUAAGCUCUCUCCCUACUAUCCUCUUAUAUCUACUAUCCUCUUAACUACCUAUCUCGCCUCAAGGUCUGAUCUGGACUCUUACAUUUAUUAUUUACCUUCUCACUAUAAUUCCUAUCUCACAAUGGGUCAAACUGGCUUCCGGAAGAACUCACCUUCAUAAAACGAAAAAAAAAAAAUAAAUCGUUUCACAUAAAGAAAAUUUUCGAUAAGUAAACUUCUUUUCUUACACGUAUCAAAAUACAACGGCUGCGUUUUCUAGAUCAUGUUGUCAGAAUGAAUGCAGAAAAUCCAGCAAAGCAGUAUUUUGAAGGCAAACACGCAAACCGGGAAGACCAAAAGCCCAAUGGAAAUCAAAUGGUAGGAGACAUCUCGAAACUUGGUGUCUUAAAUUAUAAAAGGAGCGCAGAAAAUCGAUGCGCUUGGAAGGCUUUUCUGUUUUCGGCUAAUGGGACACACAUUCUGUCUUCGUUAAAGUAAACUUCUUUUGCGAAAAACGUUGAUAUGUAAAACAUGUUUCAACUAGGGUGCUCAUAAAUUUUGCUCAUAAAUUAAUUUAAUGUUAUGCUUAUACAUAUGUAUUGUGCAUAUGCCAAGGAUGCCAAGUUCAAUUUAAUAUGGGAACAUAAUUCGAACUCAAAUUAUUACCAUUUAUAAGCAGAUCUCUGUUGGUAAUUUAUGGUAUACAAUUACAUUUAUUGUAUAUCCAUCUAAGUACUUGUUUACUUAAGGCGAAACUUUAAAAAUUGUCACCUUCCCACUUCAUCGUCUGCAUCUGUCUUUGCCAAGUCAAAAAAAAAUUAUUCCUUUUUUGUGUGUGAGAAUGUAUCUAUAUUAGUGACCAGAACACAAUUGCAAUUAUUUGCAAGCCCAUGGGCUUGGUUGCGAUUAUUUUCUAGUGUGCGUACUCAGUAAAGUGCAAUAGUGUGAACUAUUUUGGUCAUCUCUGGUCUACAUGAUCUCUUUAGUAGGAGAGACACAAGAAAAUAAAUAUUGGCCCGUUAAAAGAAUAAUCGUUUGCGACUAUGCGAACACCUUGGCCAUUAAAUAGUUUUUGUUUUACAAGAAAAGAAAGGUCGUUUUACAGUAGGCGAAGCUGUAUAAGAGUUUACAAUAAACAUAGAUAGUUACGUUGAAUAAUGCUACGUUUAUGGCCGAAGUUUGAUAUGUUGAAGCAAACUGUUACACAGUAGGAAUAAAGGAAAACUUCGUAAGAAAAGUAUUUUGUUUGUCGUAAAAUUUAAUAGUCUUGUAUAUUCUCUAUUCUUUUAUAAUAGAAUAGAAUGACGCUUCUUUAUUAAUGGAUUUUGUUAAAUAAAAUUAUAUGGGAAUAACUUCAGAACUUUGAUUAUAAUCAUACCAUUAUGCCAACAGGUUUCCUUUUUAUAAUGUAAUAUCCAAAACUGCCAGCUUGAAUAUAAUUUUGUACAACAUAUUUCCCUUUUAUCUGAAAAAUUAUUUCUCAGAAAGAUACCACAAAAAUAGAGAACAUAUCUUCAAUAGUCUUGCAAAAGUUUAAAAAGGUUUUCAAAAGAUGUUUGUGAUUGUAAUCCUUAAAAAAACUAAAAUGCUUAAAAACAAUAGCCUACACUGUAUUCCUUCUUACACCCUCCAAUGUCAGUGUAAACUCCUUUUUUAUUGAAAUAUAAACUUAAAUCUAAAUGUCAUCGUUGUUGUGAGAUACAAUCAUUUUCCUAUGGUUUUUGAUUUGGGUUGCACUAUCAAAAGUGUUUCUAAUUCUUAAAUUUUAGCAAGAAUUUAUAAAAAAAACCAAUCCAAUCUUAAUGUUUACAAGUAAAUGUACUAAAAUCGACACUUCAAAACGAAAUGCAAGAAUUUUUGAAUAUAUAUUUUUGUUUAAGCAAAAAAAAAAAAUAAUAAUAAUAAAGCAGUUCAGAAAACCGAUACAAAAAAACCUCCCCAACUUCAAGGGAAAGUAGUAAAAAACAAACUGCUUGAGAUAAAAAAAAA